This is a messenger RNA of Pundamilia nyererei, 1724 nucleotides long. RefSeq names its product corticotropin-releasing factor receptor 2 (gene crhr2). Gene Ontology annotation, biological process: long-term synaptic potentiation; cell surface receptor signaling pathway; adenylate cyclase-modulating G protein-coupled receptor signaling pathway. Gene Ontology annotation, cellular component: plasma membrane; axon terminus; dendrite. NCBI's taxonomy places the organism in Eukaryota, Metazoa, Chordata, Actinopteri, Cichliformes, Cichlidae. The coding region runs from base 75 to 1319 and encodes 414 amino acids. The transcript has 12 exons. The record is from RefSeq and is a predicted model, not a curated record. Gene Ontology annotation, molecular function: G protein-coupled peptide receptor activity; corticotrophin-releasing factor receptor activity; peptide hormone binding.
CGGCUGGGCACGGCAGUGUGCCUAUCUCCUCUCGGACUUGCACAUUAUUCAGACCAAAAGUGGCGGCUCGCACUAUGGAUGCUACUGUUUAUGAGAUCAUAUUUGGAGAGCUCGGGGACCUAAAUUGUAGUUUAAUAGAGGCUUUCCAGGACACUUUUUUGGCAAAUGCUUCAUUGUCAUUGCUGAGCACUGAUGGUUUAUAUUGCAAUGCCACAACCGAUGAGAUUGGAACCUGCUGGCCACGGAGCAGCACUGGCAGGAUUGUAGAAAGACCUUGCCCUGAGUACAUUAAUGGGGUGAAGUACAACACAACGAGGAGCGCUUACAGGGAAUGUAUGGAUAACGGAACAUGGGCGCUGAAGAGUAAUUACUCCAACUGUGAACCCAUUUUGGAGGAGAAGAGAAAAUAUCCGAUGCAUUAUAAAAUAGCGCUGAUCAUCAACUACUUAGGCCAUUGCAUCUCUGUGGGAGCUCUUGUCGUGGCCUUCAUUCUCUUCUUGUGCUUAAGGAGCAUACGAUGUCUUCGAAACAUCAUCCACUGGAACUUAAUCACCACCUUUAUACUGAGGAAUGUUAUGUGGUUUUUGCUUCAGCUGAUUGACCACAAUAUCCAUGAGAGCAAUGAGCCUUGGUGUCGCUUAAUAACGACAAUAUACAACUACUUUGUGGUGACAAACUUUUUCUGGAUGUUUGUUGAAGGAUGCUACCUUCACACAGCCAUUGUAAUGACAUAUUCAACUGAUAAGCUGAGAAAGUGGGUCUUCCUGUUUAUCGGCUGGUGUAUUCCGUGUCCUAUAAUUGUGGCUUGGGCCAUAGGAAAGCUGUAUUAUGAAAAUGAACAAUGCUGGUUUGGUAAAGAACCUGGAAAAUACAUGGACUACAUUUACCAGGGACCUGUUAUUCUUGUGCUUUUGAUAAACUUUGUUUUCCUCUUCAAUAUAGUUCGAAUUCUUAUGACCAAACUAAGAGCUUCAACCACAUCAGAAACAAUACAGUACAGAAAAGCCGUGAAAGCAACACUAGUCUUGCUACCUCUGCUCGGCAUCACCUACAUGCUCUUCUUUGUGAAUCCGGGGGAGGAUGACAUCUCGCAAAUUGUGUUCAUCUAUUUCAACUCCUUUCUACAGUCUUUUCAGGGGUUCUUUGUGUCAGUGUUUUACUGCUUUCUAAACGGAGAGGUUCGCUCAGCAGUAAGAAAACGGUGGCACCGCUGGCAGGACAACCACGCUCUUCGAGUUCGAGUGGCACGAGCCAUGUCUAUCCCGACCUCUCCGACCAGGAUCAGCUUCCACAGCAUCAAACAGACCACAGCCGUGUGACCACAGAAACACGCAAUCUCCAUACUGAUUCCUCCAGCAAGGUCGCUGCUUGUCCGGUAUGACUAAGGAGUCAUUUAUUUUGCCUGGUGACAAAAGUUCAUUUUAACUGCACAAAAAGGACAUGAAGUUCUCGUUAUAAGGUACCGUUCGGGACGUAGACGGGCUGGGUUUUUCGAAACAACGUAAUGGUUCAAUGGUCACAUUACAGCAGGUUUGACCCUAUAAUUUUAGUGUUGUUACUGGUUAUGAGUACUUGAAAUUUGACUGACCAUGACGCAUUCAUAUGUUGCCAAAACUGCCAUUUGUAUCUAUUAUGAUAAAAAUGCUAAACUGCUCUUUGAAUUACCUGCUCUUUAUCAGCAGCUUAAUUUGACAGAAAGAAGCUUUUUGGUAAGGAAGAAAACA